This is a messenger RNA of Sorex fumeus (smoky shrew), 3806 nucleotides long. It is a transcript of the gene ANKS1A, whose product is annotated as ankyrin repeat and sterile alpha motif domain containing 1A. NCBI's taxonomy places the organism in Eukaryota, Metazoa, Chordata, Mammalia, Eulipotyphla, Soricidae. The coding region runs from base 16 to 3543 and encodes 1175 amino acids. Gene Ontology annotation, cellular component: cytosol. The record is from RefSeq and is a predicted model, not a curated record. Gene Ontology annotation, molecular function: protein binding. The transcript has 24 exons.
GCGGCGGCGCGGGGGAUGGGGAAGGAGCAGGAGCUGCUGGAGGCGGCCCGCACCGGGCACCUCCCGGCUGUGGAGAAGCUCCUGUCCGGGAAGCGGCUCUCCUCAGGCUUCGGGGGCGGCGGCGGCGGCGGCGGCUCGGGGGGCGGCGGCGGCAGCAGCUCGGGGGGCGGCGGCGGCGGCGGCGGCCUGGGAUCCUCCAGCCACCCUCUCUCCAGCCUGCUCAGCAUCUGGAGGGGGCCGAAUGUGAACUGCGUUGACAGCACUGGCUACACACCUCUGCACCACGCUGCUCUCAACGGCCAUAAGGAUGUGGUUGAGGUUCUCCUGAGGAACGACGCGCUGACCAACGUGGCGGACUCGAAAGGCUGCUACCCGCUGCACUUGGCCGCAUGGAAAGGGGACGCGCAGAUCGUGCGACUGCUCAUCCAUCAAGGGCCCUCACACACCCGCGUCAAUGAGCAGAACAAUGACAACGAGACGGCACUGCAUUGCGCAGCGCAGUACGGUCACACGGAGGUGGUGAAGGUCCUCUUGGAGGAGCUCACGGACCCCACCAUGCGCAACAACAAAUUCGAGACCCCCCUGGACCUGGCUGCGCUGUACGGGCGACUCGAGGUGGUGAAGAUGCUUCUCAACGCGCACCCCAACCUCCUGAGCUGCAACACUAAGAAGCACACCCCUCUGCACUUGGCAGCGAGGAACGGCCACAAAACUGUGGUCCAGGUCCUCCUGGACGCUGGCAUGGACAGCAACUACCAGACGGAGAAGGGCAGUGCUUUGCAUGAGGCUGCUUUGUUUGGCAAGACCGAUGUGGUGCAAAUCCUGCUGACUGCAGGAAUCGAUGUUAACAUAAAAGAUAAUCGCGGACUGACCGCCCUCGACACUGUCCGGGAACUGCCUUCUCAAAAGAGCCAGCAGAUUGCGGCCCUCAUUGAAGGUCACAUGACUGGGAAAAAAGGUGCAACAGAGCUAGAUAAGACCCCCACACCCCAGCCACCUCUCAGCUCUAAUGUGGACUCAAGCUCCCAGAAAUUGCAAGGUGACGUGGAGAAAGCAGUGACUGAGCUGAUCUUGGAUUUUGACACCAGCGCAGAAGAGGAGGGGCCCUACGAGGCGCUGUACAACGCCGUCUCCUGCCACUCCCUGGACAGCAUGGCCAGUGGGCGCUCGUCGGACCGCGACUCCACCCACAGGGAGUGCGAGGCCGCAGGAAUGAAAGCUGCCGGAGUGAGGCCUAGGGAACGUCCACCGCCUCCAGCAAAGCCCCCGCCUGACGAAGAGGACGAUGACCACGUGGAGAAGAAGUACUUUCCCCUGACAGCUUCUGAGAUCUUGGCCAUGAGACCCCGAAGUGCUGCGAGGGAUGAGGACGAGCAUCCAUAUGAGCUGUUGCUAACGGCAGAAACAAAGAAGUGGGCAUCCACCGAUGGAAAGCUAAAAGACCACAGGCGGAGCAGUAGCAGCCGGAGCCAGGACUCAGCAGAGGGGCUGGACGGGCAGGUCCCAGAGCAGUUCUCGGGCCUCCUCCACGGCUCCUCCCCGGUGUGUGAAGUGGGGCAGGACCCUUUCCAGCUGCUCCCGGCCACUGAGGACGCCGCCGCCGCGCCGGGCACCUGCCCCGACGCCAGCAUGCAGCUGGAGGGGACGGCGCCACCCGCCCCCGGAGCCUCGCCACCCUGCACGCUGGACCCGAGUUGGCGAGGGGGCUACCCCGCGGGCCUGCCCACCAGCAGCAGCCAAUCGCACCCCGAAACUUUGACUCAGAGCUCAUCUGCACACCCUGCCGGUGCCGAGGAAGACGGAGAGGAGCGGAGCGGGGCCAGGAGCCGGGCCCCUCCCACCGGCCGACCCAAAGCCGAACUCAAGCUCAGCCGCAGCCUGUCCAAGUCAGACUCAGAUCUCCUGACCUGCUCCCCCACGGAGGACGCCGCCAUGGGCAGCCGGAGUGAGUCCCUGUCCAACUGCAGCGUCGGGAAGAAGCGGCUGGAGAAGUCACCCUCCUUCGCCUCCGAGUGGGAUGAGAUCGAGAAAAUCAUGAGCUCCAUUGGAGAGGGGAUUGACUUUUCUCAGGAGCAGCAGAGGAUCUCAGGUUCGCGGUCGCUGGAGCAGAGCGUCGGGGAGUGGCUGGAGGCGGUGGGGCUGCAGCAGUAUGAGAGCAAGUUGCUGCUGAAUGGCUUUGACGAUGUCCGCUUCCUGGGCUCCAACGUGAUGGAGGAGCAGGACCUGCGGGACAUCGGCAUCAGCGACCCCCAGCACCGGCGGAAGCUGCUACAAGCAGCACGGGCCCUGCCCAAGGUGAAGGCUCUGGGCUACGACGGGAGCAGCCCCCCCUCGGUGCCCUCCUGGCUGGACUCCCUGGGGCUGCAGGACUACGUCCACUCCUUCCUGUCCAGCGGCUACAGCUCCAUCGACACUGUGAAGAACCUCUGGGAACUGGAGCUGGUCAACGUGCUGAAGGUUCACCUGCUCGGCCACCGCAAGCGCAUCAUCGCCUCCCUCGCAGAGAGACCCUACGAGGAGCCGCCCCAGAAGCCGCCACGGUUCUCCCAGCUACGGUGCCAAGACCUGAUCUCCCAGACGUCAUCACCCCUGAGCCAGAACGACUCGUGCACGGCGCGGUCCGCGGACCUGCUGCUGCCCCCGGGGGACACGGGCCGGAGGCGGCACGACAGUCUCCAUGACAGUCUCCACGGACCCACAGGGACCUCCCGCCUGGAGCGCCCCAGAGUGCAGGAGGAGCCCCGCGAGGCGAAGCUGACACUCCGGCCGCCCCGUCUGGCCGCUCCCUACGCGCCCGUGCAGAGCUGGCAGCACCAACCCGAGAAGCUCAUCUUUGAGUCCUGUGGCUACGAAGCCAACUACCUGGGCUCCAUGUUGAUCAAGGACCUGCGAGGAACGGAAUCCACGCAGGACGCCUGUGCCAAGAUGCGGAAAUCCACCGAGCACAUGAAGAAGACCCCUACCAUCGUCCUGUCCAUCACCUACAAAGGGGUCAAGUUCAUCGACGCCUCCAACAAGAACGUCAUUGCAGAGCACGAGAUCCGCAACAUCUCGUGUGCGGCCCAGGACCCCGAGGACCUGUGCACCUUCGCCUACAUCACCAAGGACCUGCAGACCAGCCACCACUAUUGCCACGUGUUCAGCACAGUGGACGUGAACCUGACCUACGAGAUCAUCCUGACGCUGGGGCAGGCGUUCGAGGUGGCCUAUCAACUGGCCCUGCAGGCCCAGAAGUCCAGGCCGCUGGGCGCCUCCGCGGCCGACACGAUCGAGACAAAAUCUUCUAAACCGGUGCCUAAGCCUCGGGUGGCCACGAGGAAGUCCGCGGUGCCGCCCCCUGACACUCGCUGUUGUUACUGUCACACGUGCACCACCCAUCGUCCUUCCUACCUACCGCUGCCGUCUGUUAGUCCUGGAGUCAAGCUGGAACCGCCCGAUGUGGACCAAGACGCCCAGUCCCAUGCCAGCGUCUCCUGGGUGGUGGAGCCCAAAGCCGACUCCGUGCGGAGCCUGAGCACCAAGUACGAGACCACUAUCUUCUAACCCGCGCCCCCGUCUGCUCGCCUCACUGUGCCUUCCGGUCUCUGCUCUCCUCAACUCUCCUGCCAGCUGCCGCCGCCUCGGCCCCACCCCUGGGACCCACCCUCACAGCUUGUACCUAACACCACCGGACACUGUGAAUCCCCCUUGGGUGAGGACAGCCUGGGGGGUGAGUUGCCUUGGAGGUGGGCACCCGCUGUGCCCAGGAAGCCUCAGCAGGAAGGCACUGUGAACCCGGGGGGGCGUCCUGCCAGCAGCCGGGCAGC